AAUGAUCAAAAUAACAGAUUUUAUUCAGCUGCUGCUAAUUUAACACUUAUAAGUUAUUUUACCAGUGACAUACACCAGAUACAAUUUGUACAUAUGUUAUUACAGAAUAUCAUCACGGAGGAACUAUUCCUAUUACUCCUUCUGUUUGAACCACUUCAGUAGCAAGCAAUAUUUAUUUACUUAGCACUUGCCAUAAAAAGGAGUCAUCAGGUGCUGUCAUGAAAAUAAUGAAAAACAGCAGAAAAUUUUAUAGCAGGUAAAACAAUAAACAAAAAUGUAAAAGAAAUUAAAAGACACCAAAAAAUAUAAAGUAAAAAAGAUACUAGACUCAAUGAGAAAACAUAUACUGCACUAAAGUAGAACUCACACAACACACUCGACUGAAAUGCCAGACUAUAUAUCUCUGGCUGACUUCCACAGACUCAGUAAACCUCAGUGAACAGGCAGAGUAUUCCAAUAGUUGGACACGAUAGUCUCAGUAUGGUUCUCCUCAGUACGGUUGUCCAAGGAGAAAAAAGAAAACAUCAAUACUAAAAUUAAUUUAAAAUUAAGCUGUAGUUCAGCUGAAUGAAGCAAAGACAGCACUUGUUGUUCCAAAUAAUUAUCGUAACACAGCAUGGCUUCAAACAGAAAGGCCUCUACCCCACUAACAGCUAUGUAGUUGAUGUUCAUUAUUGCAGGCUUAAUGGGUCAUGGAUGGAAUAUUGAGCUGUGUCAGACCACGUGGAAAAUCGGGCGGGUCGCUGGCUAUACAGAGCAGGGGGGGAACCAUACCUCAGCUUACCAGAGAGUCCAGACUGUGGUGAAGUACAAUGAGCAAAUAAAGAGUGAAAUCUGGAGCAGAGCAGUUGAAGGGGUUUCAGGCCGGUUUAAUCUUUCACAAAGCCUGGAUGUUUCCCUGGCCAAGUGUUUUUGUGAGUGAGAGAGAGCCAAGGAGGGAUUCUGUGUCUGCAUGGAUUUAAAAGUGUAAUUUGAUUCACCAACAGAGUUACUUUUCCCAAUUUAUAAAUAUAGUCUGUGAUUAAUUACUUGAUUGAAGAUGCUGUAAAUAACUUCUAUGAGGACUGUAAAUAACAGGUCGUGCAUCAACAUACAGGAUUACGUUAAGUAUGUGAUUGGGUACAUUAGCACUUUUGUUAACAACAACGCCAACACCUUUAACAUGGUCAUUCCCCACAAACACACCCAUAAACUGUCUACACUUGGCCUGUACCUCACCUGGACUCUUUGACUGGGAAGCCUCAGUCUGUCAGUGUUGGUAAUAAACCUUCAGCCAGUAUUAUUAUAAACAUUGGCACUCCACAAAGAGGCAAUUUCAGCCCCAUCUGCUACACUCUGUUCACCAACAACUGUGUUACCUAUCACAAAGAUAGGUAACAUCCUAAAGUUUGUGGACAACACCACACUGAUAGGACACAUUAUUGGUGCGACCUACAAAGCGACCUACAGAAGGGAGGUCUGAUGUCUAUGUGCGAGAACAACAACCUCACUCUCAACACAGACAAGACAAAAGAGAUCAUAGUGGAAGGAGAGGAGAUUCCACCUGCCACCGGUCAUCUGGGAGCUGGAAGUGGAGAGGGUAAGCUGCUUGGGUAUCUACAUCAGUGAGGACGUGUAAUACCAAGUAGUCUGGUAUGUUGCCUAAAAUCCUCAGCAGGUUCUACAGCUGCAUUGUGGAGAGUAUCUUAACCAGUACAGUAAUGCCAGUGCUAUGCACCACAAAUGCCUGCAAUGUAGUGAGGACUGCCAAACAAUUUUCAAGUUUUCACAAUUGAUUAUUAAGUAUUUAUUGGCAGCAGACAAAAUGGAAAGGAUGCCACUGCCUAUUGAACAGAAUUUUUGUAAUAUGGUACAAUCAAGGCAUUAAUUUGACUGGUUAAAAAAGUUGGGCCAAGGCAGGGGUUUAAACUUGGCCCUCCCUUUAUGGUCUUUGUCCAUCCCUUGGUCAUGUUUCAUCUUCUGCACUGGGCUUGUCCUGCAAGAUAAGAGCAGACAACUCCUCCCACUUCACCAUGGCAACAACUCUGUCAGCCCUGGGGAGGAAGGGUGAGAGGGUGAGAGAGAGAGAAAGAGAGAGAGACAGAGAGAGAGAGCUCUUCUUUAAAACUUUUGAAUAAAACUUUUGAACAAGAUGAAAAAAAAAGUCACAAAAUACAUGCACUAUAAGAAAAAUUCUAAAAACAAGCAGCAUAGCCUGCUAAUCUUCUGUCAAAAAGUUAUCAGGCCUUUUUUAAUGAAAUAAAUAGAUUUUUACAGUAAUCGCCAUUAAACAGGCAUUCAGUUAUUGGUAAAAUGGAAACAUUCUUAUUUACAGCACAGCCUCUGUAUCAAUAACUUCGUUAUCAAAUCUGUCCCACUAGUACUCAACACCUGUAGAACUAAUAAUAUGUAUGCUUCAUUUUGUGUUAAAUAUAAAUCUAUUUUAUUUCACUCUAUUUCUCCUUUGAUAAGAUCAGUAAAUUGCAGUUACACCAACAUGAAUAAAUAAAUUCACAAACUGAAAACUAUUUCUCUUUCGAAAAGCGAGCGAAAUCCCUCACCUCGGGAAACCCAGGUGCAACACUUUGAAGCACAUUGGUUCCGUUUAGGUGGCCCCACUUUACAUUUUCAGCAUAAAGUAAAAAAAAACCCCUUUUGUUUUCACUACAGGUGCAAUUACUUACUUUGGUACGUUUUCUUAAUACCGAAAUAUUAUGAUCUGCAGUUAUUUUAAUUACAAUCAGUGACGUGAUGAUAAUGUAAUGAUGCUCACUGUAUAAAGCAUUAAUACGCCUCUCUCACUCCUCUGGCAUCCACCCUCUCUCCCCACAUAUGUUGGAAGCUCGCUCUAUCACAGCCAGUCUCUGGCCCAUCUCGAAGCUUGUGCAGCAACAAUCUGCCAAUAGCGAGCCUGCUGAGGUGGGGGGAGAGCGAGCACACGCACAUACUAUACAGCGUACGAAGCUCGUGUUCAUAUGUAAUAUGUGAGCGGCAGGAAGCAGCUCGUUCUGCUCAUUGCAGAAGGACGGCAGAAUGGCGAGAGGACGGCGGGGUCUCGUGGCCCCUCAGAACACGUUUCUAGAGAACAUCGUCCGCCGGUCCAACGAUACCAAUUUUGUGCUGGGAAACGCUCAGAUCGUGGAGUGGCCUAUCGUCUAUAGCAAUGAUGGCUUCUGUAAACUCUCUGGCUACCAUCGUGCUGAGGUCAUGCAAAAGAGCAGCACCUGCAGCUUCAUGUAUGGAGAACUGACAGACAAGGAAAUGAGUGAGAAGGUUAGACAGACCUUUGAGAACUACGAGAUGAACUCUUUUGAAAUUCUGAUGUACAAGAAAAACCGGAUGCCAGUUUGGUUUUUCAUGAAGAUUGCCCCAAUCAGAAAUGAGCAGGACAAAGUUGUCCUGUUUCUCUGCACUUUCAGUGACAUCACUGCCUUCAAGCAACCGAUUGAGGAUGAAUCUUCUAAAGGGUGGGGUAAAUUUGCUCGUUUGACUCGUGCACUAACCAGCAGUCGAGGAGUUCUUCAGCAGCUUGCCCCAGCUGUCCAUAAAGGAGAGAAUGUUCAUAAACAUUCACGCCUGGCAGAGGUUCUCCAGCUGGGUUCAGAUAUCUUGCCUCAGUACAAACAGGAAACCCCAAAGACACCACCACACAUCAUUCUCCACUAUUGCCUUUUCAAGACCACGUGGGACUGGGUUAUCCUCAUCCUGACAUUCUACACUGCUAUCAUGGUGCCCUACAAUGUCUCGUUUAAGACCAAGCAGAACAAUGUCACCUGGCUGGUGGUGGACAGCAUUGUGGAUGUCAUCUUCCUCGUGGACAUUGUCCUCAAUUUCCACACUACGUUUGUUGGUCCAGCUGGAGAGGUUAUCUCUGAUCCCAAACUAAUUCGCAUGAACUAUGUCAAAACCUGGUUUGUCAUCGACCUCUUGUCCUGCUUGCCUUAUGAUGUUAUCAACGCUUUUGAGAAUGUGGAUGAGGGAAUCAGCAGCCUGUUUAGCUCUCUCAAAGUGGUACGUCUGCUGCGUUUGGGUCGAGUUGCCAGAAAGCUGGAUCAUUACAUUGAGUAUGGUGCUGCUGUACUGGUUUUGCUGGUAUGUGUGUUUGGCCUGGCAGCCCACUGGCUGGCCUGUAUCUGGUACAGCAUCGGAUACUAUGAGGUGAUUGAUGAGAACACCAACACUGUGAGGAUGGACAGCUGGUUGUACCUGUUAGGAGAGACAGUUGGGAUGCCAUACAGAUUCAAUGCCUCGAGCUCAGGCAUCUGGGAGGGCGGGCCCAGUAAAGACUCAGCCUACAUCACUUCGUUGUACUUUACCAUGACCAGUCUGACCAGUAUUGGCUUCGGAAACAUAGCACCAAACACAGAUGGAGAGAAGAUCUUUGCUGUAGCCAUGAUGAUGAUUGGAUCGCUGCUGUAUGCCACCAUCUUUGGUAACGUCACCACCAUCUUCCAGCAGAUGUACGCCAACACCAACAGGUACCAUGAGAUGCUCAACAGUGUGAGAGACUUCCUCAAGCUCUACCAGGUCCCUAAAGGCCUGAGUGAGCGUGUGAUGGACUACAUUGUGUCCACCUGGUCUAUGUCAAGAGGCAUUGAUACUGACAAGGUGCUGCAGAUUUGUCCAAAGGACAUGCGAGCAGACAUCUGUGUCCACCUCAACAGGAAGGUGUUUAAGGAACACCCGGCAUUUCGCCUGGCCAGUGAUGGCUGCCUGCGGGCUCUGGCCAUGGAGUUUCAGACCAUCCACAGUGCCCCUGGUGACCUUAUCUAUCAUGCUGGAGAGAGCGUGGACAGCCUUUGCUUCGUCGUGUCUGGAUCGCUGGAGGUCAUCCAGGACGAUGAGGUGGUGGCCAUUUUAGGAGAUGUCAGUGGAGUUGAGGACGAAGAGAAACCGAAAGGUGUGGACCCUCUCUACACGCUUACCAUUGAUGUAAGUAAGUAAAGUUAAUUUAUUAAGCGCUUUUCAUAGGCAGGCAGUCACAAAGUGGGGCUACAGGGGGGGCUAAUUCAGUGCUGUGCCUCCUGAAGUCGACAGUGACCUCUUUGGUUUUCUUGGUGUUCAGUGCCAGGUUGUUCUCUGCACACCAUGCUGCCAACUUCAGGACUUCCUCUAUGUAAGCUGCCUUGUCUCCCUUUGAGAGUCCAACUACAGUGGUGCCAUCAGCAAACUUGAUGAUGAGGUUGUUGUCGUGGGUCAAACUGCAGCUGUGAAUGUAGAAGCAAUACAAGGUGGGGCUCAGCACACAGCCCUGUGGGGAGCAAGUGCUCAGAAUACGAGUGGAGGAGAGAUGAGGGCCGAGUCUUACAGCCUAGGGCUGCUUAGUGAGAAAGUACUUUAUCCAGGCCCAUGUAAGAGGGAGGAGGCCAAGAGUGACCAGUUUGGUGAUAAGGAUGAUUGUAUUGAAAGCUGAGCUGCAGUCAACAAAGAGCCUUCGGACAUAGCUUUGCUGCUGUUCCACGUGGAGAGCUACAGCAACGGCGUCUUCUGUGGAUCUAUUUCGCGUGAUAUGCAAACUGGUAGGGGUUGAGGUCUGGGGGGAGUGACUCGGGAGAGCAGGAGGAGAGGUGGUUGGACUGGCCGAGGUGGGGGAGCGGUAUGGCUCCUUAGCUGGACUGGCCAUCGGGCAUUUGCCCGGUGGGCCGAUGGUGAUUUUUCGUUUUCAUGGGCCGAUGUUCUUUUUUUCUUUCUUUUUUUUGGUAACGUAUAAACAAUGACAGGUGGUGGAUUGGCACAUGUGUAAAAAUAACUCAAUUGUUUGGUGGUGACUAUGGCGGAGCUUCCACAGAUUCAGUAACAUUAGCAAGUAGUGGAGGCCGGCAGGUGGAUUAGGGAAAGGUGAGACAGGAGGAGGAGAGACCAGAGGUGGCUGCCGGUCCGAGUAUCAGGGGAACUGAACUUGAGGUGAGAAGUUAUGAACUGCAGUCUAUCUGGGUCAGAUAUAAACCUAGUUUAGGUAUAGUUUAUUUUCGUUGUGCUAACUUUUUACAGUAAAUUACAAUAACUCCUCCUGCGUACUAGCUAGAAUGACAGAGUUUCUAUACUGCUGGGCGGGUGCUA
Oreochromis niloticus (Nile tilapia) is the source of this 6039-nucleotide messenger RNA. RefSeq names its product potassium voltage-gated channel subfamily H member 1. The record is from RefSeq and is a predicted model, not a curated record. The coding region runs from base 3013 to 4923 and encodes 636 amino acids. Gene Ontology annotation, molecular function: delayed rectifier potassium channel activity. NCBI's taxonomy places the organism in Eukaryota, Metazoa, Chordata, Actinopteri, Cichliformes, Cichlidae. The transcript has 11 exons. Gene Ontology annotation, biological process: potassium ion transmembrane transport; regulation of membrane potential. Gene Ontology annotation, cellular component: plasma membrane; voltage-gated potassium channel complex.